GGCUUUGCCUUAUAUGUAAACAAACUUAGAGUCGAGGCAGUUAUAACGCCAAGUAAAAAUUUAUUCUUAAAAUAUUAAUACAUGUUUUCGGAUCUAUUAAAAAUCUACACAUAUCUUCGAUUACAGUCAUUUUUUUUUCCACGAGAAAACGACGCGAAUCGUAUCUGCCACGGCCAGACGUAGACACACCAACCACCGCGAGAAACCCAGGCGAGAUUCAAAACUGGCAAGCCGCUAUCGCCUUUCCCCCCACUAAGUUAUGUGGCCGAUUUGAAGAUUUCUACCUGUCUUACCUCGGCGUUCACUCAAGUAGAAAAGCCUAGUCGAGGAAGUGGUUUACGCUUAGGCUAGUGGGAAGAAGAGAGAGAGAGCUAGCGCGGAACACUGGACCCUCGCUUCGGCCCCGUGUGUUAGCAGCAGUGGUAACAAAAACACUCUCCGAUCACUCAAUGUUUACAUUUUUUUCCCCCUGUUCUGUGGGACGCGAGUAAAACGACUUGGGCGAGGGCAGUGAAGACUGCAAGACCUCUUGUGAAUCUUUUUACAAUGCGCGUGCAAGGAGACGCGUUGAACGAACGCCUUGUCGAGGUCCCGAACACUGGAGUGUAGAUUCUAGUACCGAGUGAUUCCGUGUGCUAUUAAAACAAGUGGAUGAAUUGUUGUUAGCUCUAGUGUAGAAUCUAGAUCUAGUAACAUUACAAAUAUUUCUGUUGUUUAUAUUUCUUGAAAGCCUGGGGACUCUGGAUAUCAGUUGAAUGUCCCUGGGAGGAGACAGCCAUGAUCGGGAGUAAUUUGACCGAAUCCUCGCCUUUUCUUCUGUUGUUCUUGCUUGGCUAUUGUCUGGCAGUCACUGAAGGUGAGCUCCGGUGUUACUGUAACGGCUCCGGCUGCGUCUCCACCAGCUACAUGUGCAAGUCCACCAUCGGUCAAUGCUACACGGCGGUCGAGGUCCGGGGCGAGACCACCCACCAGACACACGGUUGCCUGGACAGCCUGCCCGAGGAGUAUUACGCCUCCUGCAGACUUAGCCUGGAUGUCAUCAGCGCCACCUCUUCUGGAAAAGGGCUUGUGGCGCCGCCCCUGCUGCUGUGCUGCUCGGAGGAGAUGUGCAAUUACAUCCGUGACGACUACGGCAUCAGCAUUAUACUGACCCCGAAAUACAACGGGACCUUAUCGCGAGGAAACGCACCAUCGAACGAAGAGAAUGCAGUAUACUCAAAGAAUCAUCACGACGACCCUGACCUCUGGUUCAAGGCCGCUGUUAUUGCGGUGCCUAUAGCCGGAGGAUUUAUUCUCGUGCUGCUGGUACUGCUGGCAGUGCACUUGCUCAGAACGGACUCUCGUCACCACAGACGUCUGCUGCAGGUCCGCCGUGAGCGGAGUCUCACGAAAGCCCACAUGUGCAUUACAGAGUACUUUGAGGGGAAGAACUCCAAGCAGCGUUGCUCACUCUUUAACGAGAAGCCUGCUAAGCUGUGGCCCCAGCUGUACAGUGACGCCCCUGGGCCUAUCAUCGACAGCAGUAGCACCAUGUACAGCCCAUUCAACGAAGUCUCCGGUAAACAGUUCAGCCACCCGUUUCAGGGUGACGCCUUCGACCCCCCACCCACGAACUUGCCCGGUGCCCGCGGAAGCGGCUAUCACCACAGCGGCAGCGGGGGCAACUGUCACCAUAGUAACACUUCACUACCUUGCAGCUCGGCCACCUGCCGCAGCGACGCCACUGGCUACUCGCGGUCGACGGUCGGGGACGCUUGCAUCAAGAUUCACGCCCCCGGAAGCAUCGGCGGCACAACCAAACCAUGUUCUUUCCACGCAGCACCGGACUCACGGCCCGUCUCCAAAGGGCCCUGUUUGGGCCGAGACGUGACGGUGAAAAUAGACAGGUCAGGCCAUGUCCACCCUUCAGUGAUGGUCAGCUCAAGUGGACAGUGCCACCAAGGGCACCCCUAUACCGCUGUGACUGUUUGGGAUAAAGCCUACGCCAAGGGCGUCCCAGCUUUAGUGUGAUAAUCUAUAAAUAGAACUGUUAAUAUUAUUGCAAAUCUUGUGAUGAUUGACUUUCAUUAUUUUUGAUAACCUUGUUUCUGCUUUGGAUUCUUUCACCGAGUAUUGUUGACCAGUAUUAAAACAAGAUGCUGGUUUGAUCUAACUGCAAAGUCCUGCGUUAGUAAAUAUACACUUUUAAAUGAACAAGUCUAUCUUCAUUAGCAUCUGAUACUUCAUAUAUUUAUAAGACUCCCACCUUUUCCUCUUCGUAUCCCCCACCCCUUAUAUAGGUAUCUACAUGUCUUUGAAAAGAGGAGCCAGUAGAUUUAAAAAAAAAAAAGAAAAACUGUAAUUUACUAGACUUAGCUUUAAAAAAGUAAACCAAUAACAAUGAAACAAGUAUUCUUUAAAUCGUGUUCCUAUAGGAUUUCAACCAUGAGUUAAACAGACACUCUCAUACUGGUGCUUUUGUUGUAUGGUAUAUGAAAGUUUGGGCAGAUGAGUCUAUGUGAAAAAAGUUUUCUUAACUAUUAUAUAUUUAUUUCUUUAUCUCACGUCUGCCAUGUUACAUUUGUACACUUUAUUUUAUGAGAGCUCAGAUAUGUGUAGAUAUCUUGUCCUGUGCAUGUACUGUGGUCUGUAGUAUUGCUUCUUUGUUUAUUUAUUGAAUGAUGUUCGCCAAAAUGUCUAUGUAAUAUCAAAUAUCUGUUCCACUUUUUACGAUAUAUUUGUUUGUUUGUUAACUCUUUCUCUUCGAACUGAUGAUACCAACGUUGAUUCCACCAGAAUGUGGUAAAAAAAUACGAAGAGAAAGAGUUAAGUUCUAAUAAUUUGUACAAAAGAUUCUAUUUUUAAUCACUUAAAACUAGGGACGAAGGUUGGUUGCUUAUUACUAUGUAUGUCAGAAUUAUAAAAAACAAUAUUUUGGCUCAAAUUCACCGUGGGUCAGCCCAUAUCUUCAUAUCUGGCCACAUCCAUUUGGAACAGUUGAACAGAUGCACUCAAUUAGCAGUUUUUUUUCCGACCCAAAUAGCAAUGUAUGUUGUUGACAAUACUUUAGAAUAAAUAAUUAUGAAUAAUGAAAGAGGCUGAUGUGUUGCCAACUUGAUACAUUUUUUUUUAAAUGUCUUAUUGAUAGGAAUUGUGAAAUAGCUAAUUUUAUCUUUGUGAUUGUAAAUAAACAGAAGAUGCAGGAGACAGUUUGUAAAACAUUCGCUGAGCGUCUGGUGUCAGUAGUUUUGUGUCACGUCGUGUCAUGUUGUCCCCGAGUCUAUUGUUAGUUAUGUCAUCGCCUCAUUGGCUGUGUCGCUUUGCCCUGAGUUGACUUUUUGGUUCGUUCUGCGUGAGAGUGUCUCUCUGUUUUUUUUAAAGUCCCUACCCCCCCCCCCAAAUCCACCCAGUCACCCUCGUGUAUGAUGUAUGUCGUCUGUGGGUGAUAUGGAUGGGGGGAGGGGGGGAGGUAUGAACAGUGUCAUGACUGGCAUGACAUUACGACAUCUUGCGUUUCUUAUUAUUGUCACUUCGAAUGACAUUGUGAGAAAGAAAGUGUGUGUGUGUGUGAAUGAAUGAGAGUGUGGUGCUGAAAUGAUGAACAACACGAGAUGGGUGGGGCUGAUUUCAAUCUUAGUAUAUGAGGGGGUGGGGGGGGGGGGGUUAGAAUGUAACAGAGCUGCGAGCCUGCAAGAAGUACAUCGUCAUCUGUGGUUUCACAAUGAGUUCAUAUUUACCUAAGAAACGACCUUGACCGCCGGGAAUUUCAACUACCCUAAAGUACAUCGCACACGUUAGCCAAGCGUUACACCAGUGUCAGGUCAUACUUACACCAGUGUCAGGUCAUACUUACACAUAGAAGGUAAAGGCUACUUGCUGUUAGAAAAGCCGAACGAGAAACGGUUCGUGACUUGUUCUGCUUGGUUCAGGUUCAAAUAUGUGAACUCAUUAAAUUUUUAGAUAGUGGUCGUCAUUUUUGUGUGUUUCGAUGAAUGUAAGAAUAAAAUGUAAGAAAUUGAAUGUAAAGAUCUUUCACGGCUGGGUAAAAUCCCUCCUUUCAGACCUUGUGGUCUAUUGGGCAGAUGAUGUGAAGGUCAUCUGUUUCUGUGGCCUAUGGUGAACGAGUGUGUCACGUGGCCAGCACGACGACCAACCUCCUUUACUUUCCCCCAACUAAUAUCAGGUACCCAUUAGAGUUGGGUGGACUCAAAGGCGCCCAAAGAUCCCGAAAUUAAAAAUCCCAGUCUUCACCAGGAUUUGAACCCCAGUUCGGAAGCCAAGCGCAAUACCGUUUAACCACCGAGUCUGGGUCAGCGACAUAUUUGUUGAAGGAUUCAUUCAGUAUCACAGGUCACUAGAACAUUGACUGAAAAGUCCUUUCCAUAUUUGUUUGUUUACAUUGCUCAUCUUUGUUUGGUUUGUUUCAAAAACUGUAAGAGUGUUUGUUUCACUGAUGAAUGUGUGUGUGUGUUCGUGUGUGAAUAUAUUGGUCAGAAUGAGAUAUGUGUUGAACACGGUGCCUGGCAAUGUAUGGUGAAGGUAUGCACACACUGUUAUGUGCUUGGUUUGUGUACGAAUGUCGUGUGUGUAUACACUUAUGAAAUUCAUAUCUUGUUGUACAGUUCAAUGAUGUCACUAAUUUAUUCAAACUUAUUUUGGAAGAUGGAAACUUAAAAUAAAACUUGAAAAAAUAA
Biomphalaria glabrata is the source of this 4673-nucleotide messenger RNA. RefSeq lists its product as uncharacterized. Bases 778 to 2010 code for a protein of 410 amino acids. Lineage: Eukaryota; Metazoa; Mollusca; Gastropoda; Planorbidae. The transcript is spliced from 3 exons. The record is from RefSeq and is a predicted model, not a curated record.